CACGUCUUCAUGUUAAAACCAAAUAAGGAAAUGACGUCCUGCUCGAGUUCCUCAAAUAGAAAAGUGAGUAAAAGCUGCCGACGAGGUCAGGAUAAGUCCUGCAGACACACACCAGGGACAGGAUGGGGGACAUCGUGGAGGAUGAGACCAGCUUUUACUCCAAUGCUGAGGACUACUGGAAGGAGGUUCCUCCCACAGUGGACGGGAUGCUGGGAGGUUACGGCAGCAUUUCCAACAUAGACAUCAACGGGUCCAAGGCUUUCCUGAAGAAGUUCAUCAGAGAAGGCGAAGGGAAGACCGGGUCGGGCUGUGCUCUGGACUGCGGCGCCGGUAUUGGUCGGAUCACCAAACGGCUGCUGCUGCCUUUGUUCCAAACCGUGGACCUGGUGGACGUGACCAAGGAGUUCCUGGACAAGGCCAGGUCGUACCUGGGAGAGGACGGGAAGAGAGUGGAGAACUACUUCUGCUGUGGACUGCAGGACUUCGUCCCAGAGACGGGGCGGUAUGAUGUCAUCUGGAUCCAGUGGGUCAUAGGUCACCUGACAGACGAUCACCUGGUGGAUUUCCUGCGUCGAUGUCAAAAGGGUCUGCGUCCCAACGGCCUCGUCAUCAUCAAAGACAACGUGUCGUAUGAAGGAAUUGUCCCGGACGAGGUGGACAGCAGCGUGUGUCGUGACCUGGAAAUAGUCCGGCGCCUGGUGGGCAGAGCCGGUCUCAGAAUCAUCCACGAGGAGCAACAGAUGAACUUCCCAAAGGAAAUCUAUCAAGUCCACAUGUUGGCUCUAAGAUAGAGGAGGUGUCCUUGUGUCCAGCGGUUUGUGAUUCAGAACCUGGUGCUGCCCGAGUCAGUCGGUGCACCAGAAUCGAUGCACCGGUGAACUUUUCUUGAACACAAACGUUUUCACGGAGGCUGACUGUUGUUAAAGCAGAGCGUCUUGUCUGGUGACAAAAACCUCAUCAGCUGAUCUGGGGUCAGGAGAAUCUCUGCUUCUUCCUAGACAAACUCACAGCGGUAACUGAUGCUAGAAAACCUGCAUCACCAUGGUAACUGAUGCUGGAAACCUGCAUCACCAUGGUAACUGAUGCUGGAAACCUGCAUAACCAUGGUAACCGAUGCUGGAAACCUUCAUCACCAUGGUAACCAAUGCUGGAAACCUGCAUAACCAUGGUAACCAAUGCUGGAAACCUGCAUCACCAUGGUAACCGAUGCUGGAAACCUGCAUAACCAUGGUAACCGAUGCUGGAAACCUGCAUAACCAUGGUAACCGAUGCUGGAAACCUGCAUCACCAUGGUAACCGAUGCUGGAAACCUGCAUCACCAUGGUAACCAAUGCUGGAAACCUGCAUCACCAUGGUAACCGAUGCUGGAAACCUGCAUCACCAUGGUAACCGAUGCUGGAAACCUGCAUCAAUUCAAUUCAAUUCAAGUUUAUUUAUAUAGCGCCAAAUCACGACAAGAGUCGUCUCAAGGCACUUCACAUAAUAAACAUUCCAAUUCACAGUUCAUUAAGCCAAUCAGAAAUAAUGUUUCCUAUAUAAGGAACCCAGCAAAUUGCAUCAAGUCACUGACUAGUGUCAGUGACUUUACAGCAAUCCUCAUACUAAGCAAGCAUGCAGCGACAGUGGAGAGGAAAACUCCCUUUUAACAGGAAGAAUCCUGGCUCAGUAUAAGAAGCCAUCCUCCACGACUCACUGGGGAUCGAGAAGACAGAACACACACACACACACACACACACUCACACACACACACAGUGUCUAUAGUUACAUUGUGAUGUCUUAGUAAAUAUUGUAUUUGGUGAUCACCGUGGUAACAUGCUGAAAACCUGCAUCACCGUGGUAACGGAUGCUGGGACCGUGCAUCACCGUGGUAACAUGCUGGAAACCUGCAUCACCAUGGUAACUGAUGCUGGGAACCUGCAUCACCGUGGUAACCGAUUCUAGAAACCUGACCUGCUCUGACAUAAGAAACAAGAACUUCUAAAUCUAGUUUUUAUUUGGUACAAAAUAAAAAUAUCUAAAAUCAUGUCUGAAGAACAAACCUCCAAAGCAUUUUAAAUAAAAUCCAACCAUGAACAAA
This is a messenger RNA of Nothobranchius furzeri (turquoise killifish), 2077 nucleotides long. RefSeq names its product N-terminal Xaa-Pro-Lys N-methyltransferase 1 (gene ntmt1). The record is from RefSeq and is a predicted model, not a curated record. Gene Ontology annotation, cellular component: cytoplasm. Lineage: Eukaryota; Metazoa; Chordata; Actinopteri; Cyprinodontiformes; Nothobranchiidae. Gene Ontology annotation, biological process: N-terminal protein amino acid methylation. Gene Ontology annotation, molecular function: N-terminal protein N-methyltransferase activity.